AUGGCUUUAAAACGUUUACCUAACGAUGUUCAAUCUUUGUUAAGUGCAUCUGCCCACGUUAAUAAUUUUAAGAGAGCUAUUGAAGAAUUGAUUUACAAUUCGCUAGACGCAGAAUCUACAUCGAUAGCGAUAAGAAUUCAAAUUGAAGAAAGUUCGAUUCAAGUCAUUGAUAACGGAUAUGGAAUAGCCAAACACGACUUCAAUUUAAUUGGUCAAAGGCAUGUGACGAGUAAAGUAAAUAAUAUUGAAGAAUUAAAAGCCGCUCCUAAAAACUAUGGAUUUAGGGGAGAAUUUCUAGCUAACAUAAUUACAAUUUCGCAAAUGGUAAAAAUAACGUCAAGGCGCUUGGGUACGGAAGAUACUUGGGCAAAGACAUUUUGUGAUGGCAAAGAAAAGAAGUUUGCUAAAAUGACAACGAGGCCGUCUAAUGGAACAACGGUUGAUAUAAAGGGUUUUCUACACAAUCUAAAUAUACAAAGAAGAGGAAUAGAUGCCAUAAAUGAAACGCAGAACAUCAAACUAUUUUUAGAACAAAUAUCUUUGGCUCAUAACAAUGUAUCUGUAAGCUUAAGAGAUGACGCUAAAAAUGAAAUAGUUUUUAAGAUUCAUAAGAAGAGAGACGUUUAUCAAACAUUAUCGACUUUACUUGAUAUUAAUAAAUCAGAUGUAGUAGAACUUCAAGUAGAGAAGCAUGAGUACAAAGUCAAAGGUUUCAUUGGAAAGACUGAUAAAGUUAUUGACUUGCACUGGAUUUACCUCAACGGAAAAUGUAUACACAGUAGUAGCAAGUUACAUAAAAUGGUAAACGAAUAUUUGAAACGAUCUCUACACAUUAAAGAUCCAAGGAGGUUGAAAUCUAAGAAGACAUCCGACGAAAAUCAACUACUCAAUCAAAAUAUUCCAUUCUAUUUUAUUUUUCUUACGUGUCCAUACAUUGAUUAUGAAAUAAGUUUAACCCCUAAACAAUCAGUGGUCGAAUUUAAAGAGUGGGAACAAGUAACUAAACUACUAGAUAAAUUAAUAAAGUUCUAUGUUGGUGACGUGAAUGUAAAAGAAAUUAAGGUACCUAAAAAUGAAUGUAUAAAUAAUAAUAAAGAACAAAGCGUUAAAGCUGAUCAUGAUACACGCAAUCAAGUUAAGAAAAUUAUAGAGAAGAUAUUAGGAAGUAACUGCAAAAAAAUAGGCGUUUCACAGUUACAAAAUGGAGUAAAAGGAAAACUGAUCAAAAGAAAGGUUAAAAAGAAAGCUAAACACAGCGACAGUAUUCAUAUUCUACAGCAAACAGAAAUUAAACAUCAUUCGCACAGCAAAACUAUAGCUAAAACGAAUGCAGACCGUAUUUUGGAACAUAUAAAUGAACGAAAACAAGACUUAGAUGUCAAUUUAGAUAAAAAUCCAAUUCCAGAAUUAAAAAAUGAAGUAACAAAAGUUCCGGAUAUAGCAAAAAAUCUAAUUCGAAAUAAGUCAAAGGAAAAAAAGAAAAAGGAGAUAAAAAACAAAAUAUCAUCACCAGCAAUGGUAAUUAGAAAAACAGUUAGUAAAAUACAUAAAAAAGAUAUCAUCAAAAACCAAGAAGAAUAUAUAAAUUCAGACACAGAUUCAGUUUAUAAAAGAAGUAAAAUUGUAGCACAAAAGGUGGAAGAUUUUUUGCAGCACGGAGUCACAAAGAAAAUAAGAGCCAAUAAACAAACUUUAGAAAAGAGAAACAGGAAAGCAAUCAAGAGAGAACUUGAAUUUAAAAUCAGAGAGAAAAGUCGUGCGAAUAAUGAAAAUAAACUUGAACUCCUAAAGCUAAACAAGUACAUUGUGAAUAAACUUAAAACAAAAUCAUACAAAACAACGUACGAUCUUAUUCAAACAGUUUUGGGAACUCAACAAGAAGUAUUUGAUGUUGGGGGAAAUAAUUUCAGUGAAGAAUUAUACAGGGGAUUUAAAAAACCAAAUGACAGAACACAUUUUAUAUCAAAAAGAAGAACAUGGACGAAUAAAUGUGUCCUUCGUGAAUACUCUAAACGUACUCAACGCCACAAAAUAGACAUAAAAAAUCAAUUUAUAAACGAAAGUCCAACUCGAUUUAGGGUACUUGAAUAUGAAGAUCAUUUUACAAAUCACAAAACAGAAAAACAAUUUAGUAACGAAAAUCCGUUCCAAUUUGAAGAGCCUGACAAUAAUUUCAGUAGAAAUCAAAGUCCUUACGAUGGACAAGAAACAUCCAAUGCUAUAUCAAAUGUUCCACCAACCUUUGAGUCUGUUACUAGAGAAUUUUAUAACGCAGGUCGUCAUUUCAACUGUACACAAAGAGAAACAUCAUUUCAAACAAUGAGUGGGCCAUUAACAAUAUUGACUUAUGACAGUCAUGGACACCAUAAAAAUGAAGUGUUUUCAAAUUACGACAUUGCAAAUUGUGAUAGGACUAAUAGAAAACACAAUACAAGGUUUAUAACAAAGCAAUCUAAAGAAAAUUUCAUUACAUCUAACGAUUUAAAUAUAAGAUUUAAAAAAUCUCGUAAACCAGUAUCGAGGCAACCCAAAAUGUAUGACUUAUGUAUGAGGGAAAGAAUAAAUGAAACACUGUACACCAUCGAAUAUACUAAAAGCAAUGAAAGUUGUCAUUAUAUAGAACCUAAUCAUAUUCUGGUUAACAAUGCCACUUAUGUCAAGGAAAAAGCAAAUGUAACUGAACUUCCUAUCAUAGAUCGUACCCCAGCGUACAGAAAUACAUACACACUAAGUCCUUCCCAUCAUUCAUUUGACCUAAAUAAUAUAACACAGAUCCAACAGAACUCUUUACAAAAUAGAAUUCAUUCACAUGAAAUGUUUGGAACAUACACAAUAGAUGAUUCUGACUGUGUAAUAAACAAUGAUUACAAGGAACUUGAUACAGGUAAAAAUGAUUGUUUAAUAGGCAAUAACAACGUGAAUAUUGUGUUUGUAUCUAAAUCACAACGGACUCAGACUGAGAGUUCGAAAAAUGUGAGCAUAGAGCCACUUAACUGGUGCGAAACAGUUUUAAACGAAAUUGAAACUGGAGACGCAGAAUUGUCUCCUAAAGAAAAUGAUCGAUUCAAUGACUCUCUAUAUGAUAACUUUAUCAAUAAUGACGACGGUAUUGAUGAAUGGGUUGCAAAUGAAGUUGGACAAAUAAUUCAAGACAAUGCUGCCGGCAAUGUAACCGAAGAUGUCUCACAUCACUUUGUAGAAAACAAUAAAGAAACACGCGUUACAAAUAACGAAAUUACAAUUGAGGAUCCUCCUAAUAAUAACAAUCAUAUUAAUUACACUGCAAAUAAUGACUGUAAUUAUGAAAUUAAUCCUUUUAAUCUCAAAAACAGGCAUCGUUUCGUACCUAAAGGCAUGUCACAAAUCUUCGAAAAUUGCCGAACUAAGGGCGCAUGCGACUACAAAUUGGAUGAAGAGUAUUAUGAAGAUAGUAUUUACGAUAAUUUUGCAAAAGAUGUUCAAGUAAAUACAGAAAUAUAUGAACCUGUGGUACAGAAUGUUGAAAAUCAUGCUACUAAAAAUAUACACAAGUUUGAAAGUAAAGUGAAGAAAGAUAAUGCAUCACUUAUUUUUGAUGAGACAUCAUUGAAGGAGGCUAAGGUGCUUGGUCAAGUGGAUUGUAAGUUUAUAGCAUCAAUAAUGAAAAAGCGAAGCUGUGAAACAGAGGAAACGGCAGAAUAUCUUAUAUUGUUUGAUCAACACGCAGUUCACGAGCGCAUAAGAUUGGAGAGAAACUUAGCAGAUUAUCUAAAGGAAGAUAAUUGGGUAACUGUCGCAGUAGAAAACGUAGUUUUGAAAAUGUCCAACGACCAGAUUCUUUAUCUACAUAACUAUAAAGAUAAAUUUGCACAGCUUGGUCUACAAUGGACUAUUCUUGAUAAAGAAGUUAACGUCCACUCUAUACCUGAGGCUAUUCUUGGAAAAAACCCUAGAGAGGUUGAAAAAGUCAUAAAAGCUGUGAGAAACUUGAUCAUUGAGGAAAUCAACGUUAUGAAGAUGCAAAAAGGUUGUCUAUCGUUAUAUCCAAAAUCAAACAUGGAUUUAGUUUUUAGUGAGGCUUGCAGAUAUGCAAUAAAAUUCGGAGAUCACCUUUCCAAGAAUGAAUGCAUCCAAUUGUUGCAAGAUUUGUCCAAUUGUAAGACACCAUUUCAAUGCGCCCAUGGUAGACCCGUUAUGGCUGUCAUAAUGGAUAUCAAAGCGGAAAAUCGUGAAUAUAAGAUUAACAUGUCGAAGUUGAAGCAGUUUAAACAGGUGAAGUGACCAAUGC
Messenger RNA from Helicoverpa armigera (cotton bollworm), 4267 nucleotides. RefSeq lists its product as uncharacterized. The record is from RefSeq and is a predicted model, not a curated record. The coding region runs from base 1 to 4260 and encodes 1419 amino acids. Lineage: Eukaryota; Metazoa; Arthropoda; Insecta; Lepidoptera; Noctuidae. The transcript is spliced from 12 exons. Gene Ontology annotation, biological process: mismatch repair. Gene Ontology annotation, cellular component: mismatch repair complex. Gene Ontology annotation, molecular function: mismatched DNA binding; ATP hydrolysis activity; ATP binding.